ACCUGGUGGACGGGUUUUUGUGUGGCCUUUCAUCCAAAAGGCACAGAAAAUAACCUUAAAUACAAUGACUUUAACUGUAGAAAGUCCUAAAGUAUAUACACAACAAGGAGUACCUAUUUCUGUUACAGGCAUAGCUCAGUUGAUAUUCUUUGAUUCAAGUUUUCUGCAUAUUCAUUUCAUCUUGAUAUUUCUGUUUUGUUUUGAAAAUAAUGGGCAGUGGAUGUUGAUAAUAAUGUCAAAAUACAAGGCCAAAAUAUGGAAAUGCUCCGUGCAGCUUGUGAACAGUUUUUGGGAAAAUCUACCAAGCAGAUAAUGAAUGUUGCUAGGGAGACCUUAGAAGGCCAUCAAAGAGCUAUUAUGUGUACAAUGUCUGUUGAGGAAAUAUAUAAGGAUCGCAAGAAAUUUUCAAAGCAAGUCUUUGAAGUAGCUUCAUCAGAUUUAAUUAACAUGGGGAUUACAGUUAUUUCCUAUACAAUUAAGGAUAUCAGUGAUGAUCAAGGCUACUUAAAAGCCCUUGGAAUGGCUCGAACUGCUCAAGUUAAACGAGAUGCUCGUAUUGGUGAAGCUGAAGCAAAGCGUGAUUCACAAAUAAAGGAAGCUCUGGCUGAAGAGGAGCGCAUGGCUGCACGUUAUGUUAAUGAUACUGAAAUAGCAAAAUCCCAGAGAGAUUUUGAGUUAAAAAAAGCAGCAUAUGAUAUGGAAGUGAAUACAAAAAGAGCUGAAUCAGAUUUAGCAUUCAAUCUCCAAGCUGCAAAGACAAGACAAAAAAUUAAAGAAGAACAAAUGCAAGUAAAAGUAAUUGAAAGGACACAGGAAAUUCAAGUACAAGAACAAGAAAUCUUGCGCAAAGAAAAGGAAUUGGAAGCAACUAUUAGACGUCCUGCCGAAGCAGAGAAGUAUCGACUAGAGAAACUUGCAGAAGCUAACAGAAACCGAGUUAUAAUGGAAGCUGAAGCUGAAGCAGAAGCAAUUAGAUUAAAAGGAGAAGCUGAAGCUUUUGCAAUAGAAGCAAAAGCAAAGGCAGAAGCAGAACAAAUGGCUAAAAAGGCCGAUGCAUUCAAAGAGUAUAGAAAUGCUGCAAUGGUGGACAUGGUCUUAGAAAUAUUACCUCAGAUUGCUGCUGAAGUUGCUGCACCUUUGUCAAAUUGUAAUCGAGUUGUAAUGGUGUCAGAUGGAAAAAAUGAUGUUGGAGCUAGCAGGUUAACUGGGGAAGUACUAGACAUAAUUGCCAAUGUUCCUCAUGUUGUGACUAAGUUAACUGGAGUUAACAUAACAAAUUCAUUGAAAAUUGCUCAAGCUACCAUGUGAAAUGCUGCAUUUUGAAACCAUUAAUUGCAGAGAAGAAUUUUAUAGCUUGAUGUUUCAUAUUUUAAAUGUCUUGAUGACAGUAUUUAGCAAUAUUCAUGUUUAAGAAAUUAAAUGCAAUUUCAAUGCAAAGCAUAUUUCCGUUUUCAGCUCUGUUUAAAGUAUUUGUGAAUUUUUAUCAUUCACAUAAAUUGUUGUACAUUCACAUAAAUUGUUACUUAUUUUACCUAGUUCACACAGAGCUUUGUAUGAGUUAUGAUAACUUUAUAAAUACUUAUUACUAUCUUCUUAUGCCUGUAUGAAAUGCCUGCAUGUAUGCCUGUUUUAAGGGUACUUGCGUAUUAUUGCAACUAGGUUGGCGCAAUUUGUAAGUUUGAGUAAAAAAGUAUGAAUAGAAAGAAAAUGUACAUUUAUUAAUUACAGAUAAUUUUUAAUACAGUUUUUUAUAUUAUUUUGUUUUAAAAUAUAAAAUA
Molecule: messenger RNA, 1778 nt
Organism: Stegodyphus dumicola
Lineage: Eukaryota; Metazoa; Arthropoda; Arachnida; Araneae; Eresidae
Product: flotillin-1-like
Biological process (GO): protein localization to plasma membrane; regulation of receptor internalization; positive regulation of cell-cell adhesion mediated by cadherin
Cellular component (GO): cytoplasmic vesicle; plasma membrane; flotillin complex
Molecular function (GO): protease binding
Source: RefSeq, a predicted model, not a curated record